CUGAGAAGCCAAUGAUUUCAUAUACCACAAUCACUGAACUCCCUCCAGGAAGAAGAAGUGUAUUUCUUAAGUGGAAGACAACACAAAACAGGAACGUCAUUGGAUACUAUGUUAAUGUUGAGAGGAUACCCAACAGUUGCAACAAACCACCAAGUCACAUCAGCCUGACAGAAGAGAAACUGCAUCUAAAUCUCUCCAUGGCUUAUUAUAGGCUAAAUAUUUCUGCCUAUAAUGCAGCAGGAGAAUCUCCACAGACCACUUAUAUUGUUCCAAAUUUCACUACAACAGUGCUGGGCCAACUCAAUGCCAUACCACAGGGAAAUAAUACUGUUAUCACCUGGACUCCAGAAUACAAUCCACAAUGUUUUAUAGUUGACUGGGGCACCGGUAAAGAAGAUAUGCACAUGAAAAUAAUCACUAAGCCAGUGGAAAAUUUCACACUAGGCCAUCUGCAACCAUAUGUACUGUACAAAAUAAUGGUUCAUGCAUCUGAUACAUGUCAAUGCGAAAAUUUCAUGAGACAUGAAAGGACAUUUGGAGCCACUCGCUUCUACUCAGUUGAAGGAGUUCCUCAAAUAGGACCGGCCAAUGUGACAUUUUCCAAUGUCAGGAAACAUUCUGCUCUUGUGAGAUGGACUGCAAUACCUGCAGAAGACUGUCUGGGCUUCCUUCAAGGAUAUAGGAUCAACUGCACAGACACAAUGAAAACAACAUCUCUGGCUGUUACCGUCAAUUAUUCUACUACUAGUUACCUGCUACAGGGACUUAAAGAAAAAACUGUCUAUCGAGUACAGAUUUCAGGAAUCACAUCUGCAGGAGAAGGAAGCCAAAGCCAGCCCCAAUCCUUCAGUACAUUGAAAUAUGACACAGGAGAAUUUGAAGGCAUUGUGACUGCCCUUUGUCUUGGCAUCAUGUUCACCAUGAUUUUUAUACCUAUUAUUUGUUCUUUGAUGCUUAGAAGGUCAAAAAGACAGUGUUGGCCAAGUGUACCAAAUCCAAGAAACAGUAGCACCAUCCAAGAAAUGGCAAGAACCAAUCCAGAGGAUACUCUGGGACCCAUUUCAAUAUCAUUACUUCAAAUACAAUCUGACAAUGACACUACCAGUCUUCAUGUCAUAGAAUGGGAGUCAAAGGCUUCUUGGGAACUGGAGCCCUUUGAGGGCACAAAGGAAGACAGUGAGCCUGAUAAGAGCCAGUUUGAAGUGGCUAGAGGUAGCCCAGACACCAGUGCAAAUGCUUCAAAAAUCAGUGAAAAAGAGACUGCAGCUGAGAAGGAAAGAGCCAGCUCUACUAUCAGGACACCCCUCCUGAGUGACUACACAAAUGUGGAAUUCAGUCAAAAAGCCAUGUUAAACCUGAUAAUGAAUCAUCCUGCAAAGUCUGCCUCUCCUCAUAUGGAAACUAAACUAAAUAAUGAAGAAAAUGCAAAACAACACUUUCUAUUUGUUCCUCAAGACUAUGUGAAACAAAACCAAGUAGUGUUUAUGCCAACAGGACCAACACUAGUAGAAACAGUCACAUGUUGGAAUUGAAGCCUCUCAAUGUCUCCCUAUACUACCAAGGGUGAACCAAGCUUUGGCUGCUUGGAAAGUGAAGUUAGGAUGCUAUGCUACAGUGAUUCUAUUAAGAUGGCAACAUGGGCAAAUCAAGGAUUUUGAAAAGAAGGGUCCAGAUGUUGUGGCAUAUCAUCACAUAGAACACUUUUUUUCGACAAUUAAAGAAAAGCUAGAAGCUUUAUUAAUUUACUAGGGCCCUAGCAUUAUAUUAUUCAGUUUAAGAUCCAAGCAAAAAUAAAUAUAACUGAACUGGAAUGUGCUCUAAUUUGCUAGAUUAUACGUUACAUUUAAAAAAAAGUCAAACUAGGCAAAAACAGUGAAAAGAUAUUGUUUCAGGAAUCUUGUAGUACAUGUCUUAUUCAGAUUCAUAAAAGAAAAAAAAUGUAGUCGUCUUGAGUAUCUUGACAGUGUCUCCAAUAUUUCAAUGUCACUGAGUCAAUGUUCACUUGAGUAAAUAUUACCACACCUAAGAUUUUUAACCAGAGCUAAAACACUCUGCAGGGUGAAAUAAAAGAGAGAAAUUACCAGGCCCAAAGAAAGGAAAGCUUGAAUAGUGGAACAUCGAGACCAUUAGAAAAGACAGAGGGUUGUUAACACCUGUAGAGUGAAGAGAGAUUAGCAGAAACCCAGUAUGAGCUAUCAUUCACUUAUAAUUCAAUCAUCUCAGUACUGUCUGAAUAGAAAUGCCAUUGCCCUUCCUAGGCAAUUGGUUUUAAAGUUUGGGUAAAACAGGAAUGAAAAGACCACUGCA
Molecule: messenger RNA, 2307 nt
Organism: Alligator mississippiensis (American alligator)
Lineage: Eukaryota; Metazoa; Chordata; Crocodylia; Alligatoridae
Product: interleukin-31 receptor subunit alpha
Exons: 9
Coding region: 12-1532 (506 amino acids)
Biological process (GO): cytokine-mediated signaling pathway
Cellular component (GO): membrane; external side of plasma membrane; signaling receptor complex
Molecular function (GO): cytokine binding; cytokine receptor activity
Source: RefSeq, a predicted model, not a curated record